This is a messenger RNA of Erpetoichthys calabaricus (reedfish), 643 nucleotides long. Its product is annotated as PWWP domain-containing DNA repair factor 3A-like. The transcript has 3 exons. The record is from RefSeq and is a predicted model, not a curated record. NCBI's taxonomy places the organism in Eukaryota, Metazoa, Chordata, Cladistia, Polypteriformes, Polypteridae. The coding region runs from base 245 to 643 and encodes 132 amino acids.
UUCUGAGUGUACCAUUGCUGAGUGCCGGUGCGGGUACCCUGCUUUUGGAGACGUGCCUUUUUGGGAUGCUUGGACAAUCAAAGGUGACACCUCACAUCCAACCAGGGGAAAAUAGUUUAAAUAAGCUUGGAAUUUUACAUUUUUUAAUGUCUAAAUAAGUUCAUAUAGUGUUACUUUAAAUACACCAGUGUGUGUUUUGGUGUAUACAGGUAAACUUUUACUGGCACUCUUUUUUUUCUGUUAAAUGAAUAACAUCAAAAUUUUAAUGUCUAAAAGUCAGGACCAAGAAGAUCAUGGCAGCAGUGAACUCAUUGAGGAAUAUACUGAUACAGCCACACCAAGUGUAGGAGAGCAGGCUGGCUGUGUGGCUGCAGUAGGGCAGCUGACUGAAGAACAAGUGGCUCAGGUUUUUGCAGCUACAGAGAUCAGCAGGGCCUACAGGAGGACUCAACAUGAAAAACUGUUAGAGUUCAUAAUAAAGGACCAUGGAGCAGAUGAUCACUUGCUGGCUGUUGUAUCUCGUAAGGUAUCGUCCAAAUGGUUACAAAAUUAUGAAAAUCCUAAAGGUCACCUGGUAAUGACUUAUAUAGAAGAUGAGGAGCUGAUAGAUGGCCUCUACAACUUCUUGGAUGAAGAGCUGUAA